This is a messenger RNA of Amborella trichopoda, 540 nucleotides long. The record is from RefSeq and is a predicted model, not a curated record. NCBI's taxonomy places the organism in Eukaryota, Viridiplantae, Streptophyta, Magnoliopsida, Amborellales, Amborellaceae.
UCUCCCCUCAUUCCUAAACAUGGAAUACUACUUCUGCUCCCUCAACUGCUGCUCCCACCAACAAGACCAGGUACUACAACAAAUGAACCCGCAAUACAGGCACCACGACCCCAGCCUCCCUUGCAGGGUGCGCUCGAGCCACCGUUCAUUGGGCUCGAGGCCGAAGCAGCCCAAAUGGACCCCCACUAAGUGCCGGACUAAGUUAUCGGUGGACCCACAGAGCGUGGCGGCUCGGCAUAGGAGGCACAGGAUCAGCAAGAGAUUCAAGAUUUUGCAGGGCCUUGUUCCUGGUGGUAGCAAGAUGGACACGGCUUCGAUGCUUGAUGGGGCGAUACGAUACGUCAAGUAUUUGAAGGCUCAGAUAUGGUUGCACCAUUUCAUGGAGUCGGUUGGUUCAGUACUGGGUGAGGAGAUGGGCUCGAGCCUUGGUUCGGGGGUGGGUUUGAGUGGACUUGUGAGAGGAGCUGAUGUGUGAUUUGGGAUGGUUUCUUAUGAUCUCUCUCUUGUUCUCUGUUCUUCUCUCUGUCUGUAUCUAAUUAG